UCAACAGUCUUUAGGCAUUGGAGCUGAGUAUCUAAUCCGGAGCAGUUGUAGUAAUGAAGUUAACUAUCGUACUAUUGGCCCUCGUUGGCCUAGUGGCCGCUACUAGCGUUUCUUCGCCCACCAAAGUUACCGUAGCCGAUCAUGCUUUCUUGGAAAAACAGAAGUUCCUCUUCGAAAUCGUUUACCGCGUGGAGGAUCCACUGAUGUUCGAGGAGUACAUCAAGAUGGGUCACACUUUGGUCUACGACAAGGCACUUUACACCGUAAGUUUCAAUUAAUUGUCGC
Molecule: messenger RNA, 285 nt
Organism: Bactrocera oleae (olive fruit fly)
Lineage: Eukaryota; Metazoa; Arthropoda; Insecta; Diptera; Tephritidae
Source: RefSeq, a predicted model, not a curated record